Molecule: messenger RNA, 3891 nt
Organism: Gopherus flavomarginatus (Mexican gopher tortoise)
Lineage: Eukaryota; Metazoa; Chordata; Testudines; Testudinidae
Gene: DYTN
Product: dystrotelin
Exons: 15
Coding region: 349-2325 (658 amino acids)
Biological process (GO): synaptic signaling
Cellular component (GO): plasma membrane
Molecular function (GO): zinc ion binding
Source: RefSeq, a predicted model, not a curated record
UUGUGUUUCCCCCUUCUAGAACUAUUACCUCGCAGUAUAAGAAAAAUGGCCCUUUGAAACAGUGAUCAAGGAAGUUCUGUAUUUAAUUAUUCAGAAUAUUUAUUAAUUACUCUUCUGUGUUUUGAGUGCUGAGACAAUGUAUGAUGUCUUGAGCUGAGCCUUUCCUGUGUAUUACCGUGAACAGCAUUCAUUUAAAAGCAAAAUCGUUUAGAAUUGCGUCUUGAAAUCAUCUUUUAACUACUGUACAACUACUGAACUGCUUCCACAGUACCUUGUGACUUCCAGGCUUUUCGUAGGUACUAGAGAAAGGAAGUUCAGUGGCAUCUGCCCAUUCUAAACCUCUCUGUUAUGGAUCCAGACCAGCAAGAAGCUCUAAAUGACAUUCAGAAUUCUGUCUAUAGAACAGCCCUGAAACUACACUCAGUGCAAACCCUGUGCCAGUUGGGUUUGACUGAUGUCUCCCUGAUUCAGCACAUCCUGCCGAGCCACCAGUGUCAGAGGGAGAAGCAGAGCUCCCUGACAACACAGCAGCUAUCGCAGUUGCUGAAGGAGCUAUUCCAGAAUACCAGAUUAGAUAAACCAGGCCAGGUAGAUCCACAAGCCCCUGAGCUCACCCAGAACCUGCUAACUGCCAUGUAUGACAGGACUGGAACAGGUUUUAUCAAAGCCAGAUCGGCUGCAGCUGCCUUAAUUGCUCUCUCAGGAGACAGUCUGCUUACUAAAUACAAAGCUUUGUUUCAACUCUAUGCUGACCCCAAUGGGAGGGGGACCCUGAUCACUCGGAGCGCCAUGAGGAGCCUACUGACAGACUUACAUCAGAUCCCAGCCGUUGUCGGGGAAAGCUGUGAUCUGUCUUGUGUGGAAAUUGCUAUUCGAAGCUGCUUUCAUGGGGUUCUGAACUCAGCAAUCAGUGAAGAGAAAUUCCUAUCUUGGCUACGAUCUGAACCUGGCCUUCUCCUGUGGCUUCCUACCUGUUACAGAUUAUCAGCCACUGAAAUGGUUAUGCAUCACGUUAGAUGUAGCAUCUGUAAGAAUUUCCCCAUCACUGGACUAAGAUAUCGCUGUCUGAAGUGCCUGAAUUUUGAUCUUUGCCAAGUCUGCUUCUUCACUGAGUGUCAGAGGAAACCACACAAGAGGUCACACCCUGUGAUGGAGUACUGUGUGAAGCAGAUGUCAGCAAAGGAGAAUGCAAAGAUCUUUUUUCGCACCAUCAGAAACAACCUGUUUCAAGAGCGCUGCAGAAGAAAGGAGGCUCGGAGAAGGCAGACACUGGAAAUAAUGGAGGGAGAGGACUUCCCAGAAUAUGAGCGAGCAGCGCCCUCUACAGAGCUCAGCACCUCCACACAGCCUGCCCAUCAUUACCUAUCCUCCCCAGCAUACAGACUGGCCCCAAUGUUAUCCAAGCACUUGGCUGAAAAGGGGUCUGCAAUGCAGCAGAUUGAGAAUGACAACAGGGCACCAGCACAAGACAAGACAUCUGCUCAGGCAAUAGCCUCUGUUAAGGCAGAAUUGUUAAAAGUUCAUGAAUCCAUCAAAGCCCUUCACAGUGAAAAGAGGUACCUGAGAAAGCAGUUAAACAAAUGGAAAGACGAAGUGCUGCUCCUCCACAAGUCCCAGGAAGACAAAAGCUGCAGACUAGAAGCAAAGCUCCAAGUCCUGAUAGCAAACCAUGAAUGUGUGCAGGCGGAGCUGCAGCAAAUGAGGCAGGAAAUAAAGGUAAUGUUACAACCACCAAACCAUCCUUCAUUUGUAUUGUGUCAAAAUAUGAUGUCAAAAAGCGAAGACCCCUGGGAGGAAAGAAAGCUUCACAAUGGAUCAGAUUCAGCUCUGGCAAAACCCGUCCCCACUAGCUAUACUGAGUGGAAAUCCCUGGAUCCCUCCUCAGCUACAGAAAAACAGCAGCUACUGCAGACUCAAUCUGAUCCAGUUGCAAUGAACCUGAGAUCAUCAGGUACCACUUCAGGGUCGAUAUUCCUGCAGAAUGGCAACCCCCUAAUGAGACAGCAUGAAAAAUCAAAAGAGAAGGGAAUUCCUCAGACAGAUCUGGAGGGGAUAUCACAACCUGAAAGGUCCAGGAACCUUCCCCAGCAAAUUAUGACCACAGCUUCUAGUCCCACGGCAGGAGAAGUGCCAUUUAAUGAGAAGGAGGUGAAUGAAGAGAAGGAACUGCAGCAGCUAGUACUGAAGCUGAAGGAUGCUUUAUCUCUCCAACUGCAACCAGCUCAGCAGUCUGCUAUAAAGCAGGAAUUGGUCUCCACAGCUGAGCAUGUUUGCAGGUCCUUCUCUGAUCUCAUCAACCACGUGACUUUGCCAGCUAGGAAGUAAUAGGAUGCCAGUAUUAGCCUUACUACUUCAUCACACUAUUGCCCAGGUAAUUACAGCCAUGUGUCAUCUCUAAAGUUGGUCAGAUAUUGAACUGUAAUAAUCUAACAUAAUCGAGUUCUGUCUCUGGGGUCUUUAUCAGAGUCUUCUGUAGUGUUAGAGGAGAAAUUCUCCGUUAUAUUCGUACCAUGUAUUCCUAGCCUAUUCCUAACGUGAAGAAAAUAUAGGGCCAGAUCUUGGCCAAUGCAUAUCAAUAUAGUUCUGUUGAUUUCAGUGAGGCUAUGCUAACGUACACAGCUAAUGAUCUGGCCCAUACUAUCUUCUCAUUACUAUAGUACCUGAUAAUUGCUUGUGUUUCAGGAAACAAGAGGAUUUUUUCCCCACAUGCACACAUGGAGAUGGCUUUAGCUAACCAGUCUCAUUGAUAAGUUGUCUGACAUUGUAUCAUAGUUCAAGAAGCACUGAAUAGAAGGAGUAAAUCUUUAGUUGUCUUCUCCAAGUUGUCCAUUGUCACCAAUAUCUGACAGUCAGGCAUUUGCAUUUUACUAAAUUAGCAACUAAAUUGGUGAGAAGGAAGAGCUGUGAACAAUUACAGGCAUUCUAUUGCUUUAGAAGCCCCAUAUAUCUGGAACUGUUAAAGAGCUUAAUAUUACUUGAAGGACUUACAAUAUCAGAAAAGAAACUUUUGUUUUUCUUUUGUUGCUAGCACAGAGUAGUCACAGAGUCAGCUGAAAACAAAUUAUGAAAACUUUUCCAGCACAGCAUUGAAAAUAUUUAAGGAUGAUGUUUAUAUAUGGAAGGUAAUAUGCUAUUGAGAGAUAUUGGAAUUCUUAUAAGGGUUCAGAUGGUUAUUUAGGUUGUUGUUAGCUGACCACCAGAUCCUGUGCCCAUUGUAGCCAAUGGCAAAGCUUCUAUUGACUCAGCAGUGCAAGCUUUCAGCCUUGGAUGCUUUGGGGGACAAUCUGGGAUUUGGAGGGGAGUAAGAUAGUGGACAAAAGAGGAAUGAUAUAUUCACUACUGAUUCAUCUAAGAUGUGCCACAUUCCACUUCCUCUCCUUCUGGUACAUAGGUGAGAUAUCUGGAAGGAAAGGAUUGAGCUCACACUUAGAAGAAAAGCCACUUGCACUAUAUGCUGUUCUUUAAUAUCCUGGCCAUGGGCCUGAUUCUCUAUGGUUACAUCUGUUUUACACCAGUAUAACUCCCCUGAUUUCAAUGGAGUUAUAUUGACAUAAAUUGAGGUAACAGAAGAGUCACACCCAUCAUAGUGUUGUUCUGGAAUAGCAGUGCUGAAGAUUGAGACAAUGGUGAGCAGGCAAGGCAGUCACGUUUGGACUACUAAUUGUGUUAGUUUUGUGGGUAACUGUGACCAAAAGCAUCCCUGUGUUCACACUCUACACACUAUUGUAAUCUUUGUAUGAAAUGUGCCUUGUGAGAUUUCAUUUGAAAAUAAUAAAUAACUUGCUGGCCAAUAGUAUUAUAUGUGAAGUUACAAAUUCACUCUAUACGAUAUUAAAAUAUGUUCACAACCAGACAGCCCUGUCUAGGCAAAAGUUGUUAAACAGGCAUAUU